UACAAACCAGAGAGAACAAAAGAAAUGGGAAGAGGUAGAAGCUCAUCGUCUUCGUCGAUAGAGAGUAGCUGCAAAAGCAACCCAUUUGGUGGCUCUUCAAGUAAUACUCGGAACCUAAGCACGGACCUGAGGCUUGGACUCAGCUUUGGAUCAUCUCCCGGUCAAUAUUACAGCGGUGGAGAAAAUCAUGAAUAUGAAGUCGUUGCGGCUGAUCAUGAGAUGAUCAUGGAAGAAGAAGAAGAAGAUCAAAACGAGUGUAAUAGUCUUGGAAGCUUCUUCGUGAAGGUGAACAUGGAAGGAGUUCCUAUUGGAAGAAAGAUCGAUCUCUUUGCUCUUAAUGGAUACCAUGAUUUGAUCACAACUCUCGACUACAUGUUCAACGCUUCAAUCCUAUGGGCUGAAGAAGAAGAGAUGUGUAGCGAGAAGAGUCACGUGUUAACGUAUGCAGACAAGGAAGGUGACUGGAUGAUGGUAGGAGAUGUUCCUUGGGAGAUGUUCUUGUCUAGCGUGAGAAGACUAAAGAUCUCAAGAGCUUAUCACUACUGAUUUAAAAACAAAAGCAAAGAUGGAAUGUAGAAUUGACUAAUACAGUGGGUGAAAAAGUUAGUUUUGUUCAAAAAAAAAAAAA
This is a messenger RNA of Brassica oleracea var. oleracea, 628 nucleotides long. Its product is annotated as auxin-responsive protein IAA30-like. Lineage: Eukaryota; Viridiplantae; Streptophyta; Magnoliopsida; Brassicales; Brassicaceae. Gene Ontology annotation, biological process: regulation of DNA-templated transcription. The coding region runs from base 25 to 546 and encodes 173 amino acids. Gene Ontology annotation, cellular component: nucleus. Gene Ontology annotation, molecular function: protein binding. The transcript has 3 exons. The record is from RefSeq and is a predicted model, not a curated record.